AUGGUGUAAUGUUCACAUAUAGCAUGGACGAUAAUGGUGUAAUGUUCACAUAUAGUAUGGACGAUAAUGGCGUUAUGUUCACAUACAGUAUGAACGAGAAUGGUGUUAUGUACACAUAUAGUAUGGACGAUAAUGGUGUUAUGUACACCUAUAUAAUGGACGGGAAUGGUGUAAUGUACAUAUAUAGUAUGGACGAUAAUGGCGUUAUGUUCACAUACAGUAUGAACGAGAAUGGUGUUAUGUACACAUAUAGUAUGGACGAUAAUGGUGUUAUGUACACCUAUAUAAUGGACGGGAAUGGUGUAAUGUACACAUAUAGUAUGGACGAUAAUGGUGUAAUGUACACGUAUAGUAUGGACGAGAAUGGUGUAAUGUACACAUAUAGUAUGGACGAUAAUGGUGUUAUGUACACAUAUAACAUGGACGAGAAUGGUGUUAUGUACACAUAUAGUAUGGACGAUAAUGGUGUUAUGUACACCUAUAGUAUGGACGAGAAUUGUGUUAUGUACACCUUUAGUAUGGACGGUAAUGGUGUAAUGUACACGUAUAGUAUGGACGAGAAUGGUGUAAUGUACACAUAUAGUAUGGACGAUAAUGGUGCUAUGUACACAUAUAGUAUGGACAAUAAUGGUGUUAUGUACAUACAUGUAUAUAGUAUGGUCGAGAAUGGUGUUAUGUACACCUAUAGUAUGGACGAGAAUGGUGUUAUGUACACAUAUAGUAUGGACGAGAAUGGUGUAAUGCACACCUAUAGUAUGGACAAGAAUGGUGUAAUGUACACGUAUAGUAUGGACAAGAAUGGUGUAAUGUACACAUAUAAUAUGGAUAGGAAUGGUGUUAUGUACACAUAUAGUAUGAACGAGAAUAGUGUAAUGUUCACAUAUAGCAUGGACGAUAAUGGUGUAAUGUUCACAUAUAGUAUGGACGAUAAUGGUGUUAUGUUCACAUAUAGUAUGAACGAGAAUGGUGUUAUGUACACAUAUAAUAUGAACGAGAAUGGUGUUAUGUACACCUAUAACAUAGACGAGAAUGGUGUUAUGAACACAUAUAGUAUGGACGAUAAUGGUGUUAUUCACACCUAUAGUAUGGACGAGAAUGGUGUUAUGUACACAUAUAGUAUGGACGAGAAUGGUGUAAUGUCACAUAUAGUAUGGACGAGAAUGGUGUAAUGUACACGUAUAGUAUGGACGAGAAUGGUGUAAUGUACACAUAUAAUAUGAAUGGGAAUGGUGUUAUGUUCACAUAUAGUAUGGACGAGAAUGGUGUUAUGUUCACAUAUAGUAUGUACGAGAAUGGUGUUCGUACACAUAUAGUAUGGAGAAGAAUGGUGUUUUGUACACAUAUAGUAUGGACGAGAAUGGUGUUAUGUACACAUAUAGUAUGGACGAGAAUGGUGUUAUGUACACAUACAGUAUGGACGAGAAUGGUGUUAUGUACACAUAUAGUAUGGACGAGAAUGGUGUUAUGUACACAUAUAGUAUGGACUAGAAUGGUGUUAUGUACACAUAUAGUAUGGACGAGAAUGGUGUUAUGUACACAUAUAGUAUGAACGAGAAUGGUGUUAUGUACGCAUAUAGUUUGGACGAGAAUGAUGUUAUGUACACAUAUAGUAUGGACGAGAAUGGUGUUAUGUACACAUAUAGUAUGGACUUGAAUGGUGUUUUGUACACAUACAGUAUGGACGAGAAUGGUGUUAUGUACCCAUAUAGUAUGGACGAGAAUGGUACAAUGUACACCUAUCGUUUGAAGGAGAAUGUACAUCUAUCGUUUGGAGGAGAAUGGUAUAAUGUACACAUGUAAUCUGGACGCGAAUGGUGUAAUAUAUACCAAUAGCCUGGACAAAAAUGGUGUUAUGUUUGGACGGAAAUGGAGAAAUGGACAUAUAGCCUGGACGAGAAUGGUGUAAUGUACACCAGUAGCCUUGACAAAAAUGGUGUAAUGUAAAACUCAAGUAUGGUCAGAAAUGGAAAACUGGACAUAUAGUCUGGACGAGAUUGGUUACGGAUGGUGUAAUGCACAACAAUAGUCUGGACGAAAAUGGUAUUACAUAAUUAUACUUAUAGUUUGGUAAAGUAUGGUAGAACAAUGUGUACUGUACACCUAUAGUCUGAACGAAAAUGCUGUUACAUACACUUAUAGUCUGAACGAGAAUGGUAGAAUGGUGUUUGUAAUGUACACCUACAGGCUGGGCGAGUAUGAUGCAGUACACACUUUUUGUCAGAUCUAAAAUUGUAGAAUGGUGUAGUGUACACUUAUAGCAUAGACAUAGAUAAGAAUGUUGUAAUGUACACAAAUGACAAAGAUAAGAAUGUUGUAAUGUACACAGAUGACAAAGAUAAGAAUGUUGUGAUGUACACAAAUGACAAAGAUAAGAAUGUUGUGAUGUACACAAAUGACAAAGAUAAGAAUGUUGUGAUGUACACAAAUGACAAAGAUGAGAAUGUUGUGAUGUACACAAAUGACAAAGAUAAGAAUGUUGUAAUGUACACAAAUGACAAGGAUAAGAAUGUUGUGAUGUAAACAAAUGACGAAGAUAAGAAUGUUGUGAUGAACACAAAUGACAAAGAUUAAGAUGUUGUGAUGUACACAAAUGACAUAUAUUAGACUGAUGUAAUGUACAUAAAUAACAUGGAUAAUAAUGGCAUAAUGUACACAAAUAACAUGGAUAAGAAUGGCGUAAUGUACACAAAUAACAUGGAUAAAAAUGGCGUAAUGUACACAAAUAGCAUGGGUAAGAAUGGCGUAAUGUAUAUAAAUAGCAUGGAUAAGAAUGGCGUAAUGUACAUAAAUAGCAUGGAUAAGAAUGGCGUAAUGUACACAAAUAGCAUGGGUAAGAAUGGCGUAAUGUAUAUAAAUAGCAUGGAUAAGAAUGGCGUAAUGUACAUAAAUAGCAUGGAUAAGAAUGGCGUAAUGUACACAAAUAGCAUGGGUAAGAAUGGCGUAAUGUAUAUAAAUAGCAUGGAUAAGAAUGGCGUAAUGUACAUAAAUAGCAUGGAUAAGAAUGGCGUAAUGUACACAAAUAGCAUGGGUAAGAAUGGCGUAAUGUAUAUAAAUAGCAUGGAUAAGAAUGGCGUAAUGUACAUAAAUAGCAUGGAUAAGAAUGGCGUAAUGUACAUAAAUAGCAUGGAUAAGAAUGUCUGUUUACUGUUUACAAACGAGUCUGUCUGUAAUAUGUCCACGAUAUGCGUUUUUGAUCUUUUCAUGCAGUUUUAGUUUGUCAAGUACAAUUCGUCGCUGUCACAGCUAAGUCGCCCAGGUUAUAUUAUGCGUGUGAAAGUAACGUGAUUAUUACUGAUAUAACUACUGACGCUAUUUUUAAAUUUACUGAAAUUGAUGUGGUAGACAAACCAAUCAAAAUUCAAAUUUGAAAAAUACGCAAACAAUUGCGAUAAUAACUUGUGUCGCAAGCAAUCUGAUUUAUCGGUAAGUAAUUUUAAUCCGUAAUACACAACUAUAAAAAUAUUAUGUAAUCUUGUGACAAUUUUUUUCUUGCAAAUGUAUCAUCUGGUGUCUUAGACUAAGUCCCUUUAAAGAAUAAAUGUUAACAUCAAAGGAUAUUUCGAUUUACAUCUGUUUUAAUGACAAAAUUUUACUCUACGAACUACUGAUUACUGAUAACUGACUACUACGUUGUUCCAGAGCCCAUAAAUUAACGAUUAGAUUUUCACAAAUGAAUCAGUAGGCCUUGCUCUGUCAUCGCUCGUCAAACAAUAUUCACGUUUACACAAACGGUAAUCUGUGGUUUAUAGAUGACAGUGUCAUAAGUGUAUACACCAAUGAGACGUUAAACACGAUGAACGCAUUAGCAACCGAACAAGGAAACGUCAAUGGAACUCACAUAGUAUAACGUAUACGUAAAAUACGUACGUUGGAAAAUUAACAUAUGCGCAUGCGCAGAUUGUUAAUUAUUAUCGCAACAAUAUUAUAUAAAGACAACGGUGUCUAGUCUAAACAAGGACAUUUGUAUUAUCACGUUAAAAACUAAGUGAUUAAGUGCAGGACAAUGGCAUCUAAACUUCUCGUCGCACUUUUCGUUUGUACUCUCCUGGCUGUAUCCAUCACAUCUGUUGAAGGAAUAUGUUACGAAUACCAUUGCGCGCGGCAAUGUCACCACCGGCGCCCGUUUUACGACGAGUACGCCUUUAAGUACCUGUGGCCGAACGUGUGUGGAAAGGUUGCAGUAGAGAGGUUCAACAUGAAGGCAUGCUGUAGGACCUUUGGACGGUAUUAACAGAGGUAUAUUUCAAACCAAAGCCACCAAUCCAUCAUUGACGCACUUGUUAUUCACAUCGAUACGUUGGCUAAGCCAAUGACAACUUUAUUGUUUUGUUUGUAAAUGAAAGCUUUUGUUAUUUAAACUGAAAUAAAACAAAAAAACAGCC
Molecule: messenger RNA, 4382 nt
Organism: Mya arenaria
Lineage: Eukaryota; Metazoa; Mollusca; Bivalvia; Myida; Myidae
Exons: 3
Coding region: 9-1169 (386 amino acids)
Molecular function (GO): protein binding
Source: RefSeq, a predicted model, not a curated record